AUGAUGACAGCUCUCUAUCGAAGUACUCGACGUUCGACGUUGAGGAGGCUUAAAACGGUCCAAGAAGCAACUCGCAUCAGCUCGAUGCGGUGUCCGGCGAAGGAAUACUUUGAAAGCACGGCAACGGUUCCAGCAUUCCUACACAGGACGGUCAUGCAGGUGUUAAUUUUCCUAGUGGCAGAUAUUCUAGAGGCGGAACAACUCGAGGCGUUACGUGCUUACCUUGAUUGGUAUAGCUGCUGCAACAGCCCCCUACACACCGAGGGCAGCCUACGAGAGCUGGAGCAGAAAGCCCGCAGCCCUGCAGGCCCUCAACAUGGGGCAUGGAGGGAUUUCUUGAAUCCACCUCUGCCUCACGAGCUCCCACCAGCCCACAGGAGCGUGAGCUCCCCUCACCCUGCCGCCAACACCCCUCGCCAUAUCCCUUUGCAAUCCAGGUCUGCACCAUGGAAGGAAAGGUGUUUGUUGCAAUCCUCCCCUGUCGCACAAGCAACCAGCAGUACCAUGCAGCCAUAA
Closterium sp. Yama58-4 is the source of this 516-nucleotide messenger RNA. Lineage: Eukaryota; Viridiplantae; Streptophyta; Zygnematophyceae; Desmidiales; Closteriaceae. The record is from the annotation of a GenBank genome assembly.